GAGUACAGUCAAGAUGAGGUCUUCUUAUCUGUUAAUGUAGGGGAAACAGUGAUCCAGGCUCCCAGAUAACAAAAACAUUGGUAAGCAUUGAACUUUGAACAGUGUUACUGUGAUUAUGGUGCAGAUAAACAUGACAGAUAUGACAGGUUAAUAACCACAGUCUUCCAAGAUCGUUUGACAUCAGACAUCAGGUUUUUACACCAGACUACUAAUGUAUCAACUGCAAUCCUGCUGUCAUAACUUUAAAGGCAAAAGUGCAUUGUUUAACAUCUUGUAUAUUUCCUUUCUUGUAUCUUUUCCUCAGUCUACAGAAAAGUUAAAAUCUACAAAACAAUGACAAUCGGAAAGAGCUCUAAAAAGAACAAGGCUCCCAAAUCCCCUCCAUUUUUGGACUGUGCCAGUGGAUUCUACGAACGCUUAGAUGAAUUUGACAUGAAGUUGAGGACAGGAGUGGAGAUCACAGAGAAACUACCAACAUCUAAGCCUGGAGUCGGAAAAAGCAGAACAGAGGGCAGCACAGGCUCAAGCUUGCCAGAUAAACAGGAUCAUGGUGUUCUUGACUUUGAAGAGGGUAUGAUGGAAGACGAUGGAAUGACCCUGCUGAAAAGAAAGCCAAGCCGACUAAGCCAGCGCUGGAGCAGAAAAGGCUCCAAAAGGUCUAAGUCUGACAAACCCUCUGUGGAUUUGGGGAGCAAGAGUUUGAGUACUAAGAAUGACAUGGCUCCUUCAAAGAACUUGGAAGUACAAGUAGAAACUCAGUCUGAAAUGCAAUCUAGUAAGAGAGCUUCAGAUUUGAUGGUGGUCCACUUUUCUGUGACGGAGUACGCUGAUGAUAAGAUUCUCAUUACAGAACGAAAGGAGGAACACUGGGAGAUGGAAGGAAAAACAAACCCAGAAAACAUGAAGGUCAUGAAAAGGAGCUCAUUUAGGCAUUAUGGCAAGGUGCUGGAUAAAGCCCUUCGUCGAGGAUGGGAGACGUUUGUUGCCAACCUGAACAGUGUGACUCUCGCUCCUGUCUCUACCUCCUCAUCUUCACCAAGCAAGUCUGAAAUGGACAGGAAGUCUGCUCUGGCAGAUUUUAGAUAAUAUUUAAUAAUUUAAUAAUAAUGCUUUUAAUGUAAUAUUCAUUUCAUUUAUUAAUGUAAUGCAAAUACGUUAAUCUAAGUUAUAAUAAUUAUUCCAUUUUAAUUUAAUUCUUAUGACAACAUAGGCAAACUGUAUUUUUAUUUGGCAGAAUUGUAUUUGUUUAGCUAUAUAAAAUUCAGCAGUAACUUUGAUCUAGAAUGGUGUGCGGUAAACAACCAGAGAGCAAGGUUAACAUGUGCACUUGAUGAACUAAUAUGAUGAUGAACUAAUAUGUUGUUGCCACAUGGGUAAACAAUAGGCUAUUGGCCUAUGGAACAAGAAUCCUCUGACAACACCGAAUGCUGUGUUUUCUGACUUGCUCUAAAUGUUACGUAACUAAAGAGCUGGGAACAGUGUUACAAGGCAUUAACUUGAAGCAGUAAUUGCCUUUGCUAUAAACAUGUGUUUAAAUGCACGAUACUGGGAGCUCUUAUGUUAUCUUUUCAGAAAUCUUUGUCUUAAAUGUGUAUUUUAUUGGCCUUGAUGUCUAAGACUGAGCCAGUUGACUGAGUUAUGUGUAUUUAUUAUUGGUAAUUUAUGAUGUAAUAAUGAGUAUGUCAUUAAAUCAUGGUCCAAAACAUUACAAAUAGUCAUUUUUGCAACUGCAUUGGUUGUUUUAAAACAAGUAAAUCCAAAUGCAAGAUAAAUAAAAAUGUAAUGCACAAAA
This is a messenger RNA of Trichomycterus rosablanca, 1792 nucleotides long. RefSeq lists its product as uncharacterized. The transcript has 2 exons. The record is from RefSeq and is a predicted model, not a curated record. NCBI's taxonomy places the organism in Eukaryota, Metazoa, Chordata, Actinopteri, Siluriformes, Trichomycteridae. The coding region runs from base 334 to 1086 and encodes 250 amino acids.